Molecule: messenger RNA, 2094 nt
Organism: Symbiodinium sp. CCMP2592
Lineage: Eukaryota; Dinophyceae; Suessiales; Symbiodiniaceae
Source: the annotation of a GenBank genome assembly
AUGAGAAGACUUCCGGAGCAGGGAAAUGGCACCGACGCCGCUUGGGGUUUUGGGCGACUGGACGCAGAAGCGGCCACGCAGAUUUUGCAAAUUUGGUCUGUCUCAGUCGAAUUGCAAGUGUGCACACAGCUGAUAAGUCUGGGGUGGCAGGCACUACAGAACCUGCAGUCUGCGAAGUUUGCGCAGGCAGAGAGGCCCGUCUGGUGGACUCAUGACAGCGUUGUGUACAAAGAUCGGGAUGGCUUGUUGGCUAACUUGGACGGGGCGGGCGACUAUGACAUCAUCAAGUGUCCUCGUUGCCAGGGCGCCUCCACAUGGAUCGAAUGCUGCCACGAUCCUCCGAGGAAGUAUCCCGGGAUCCUGAAGCGCGGCGAUCGCAAGAUCGAAUGGUUCGAAGUCUGGCGGGAGCCCUCCACGACGGUCUCAGACGCCAUCCCAGAGACUGCAUCGCAUGGCCGGUCUGGAGUUGGGCAUAGCUCCCCCUUCGAGCUAUCCCGUAAACAAUGCGAGCUUGCGCGACUGGACGGUGGUGUGGAUAUCCACAUGAAGCACUUCCUGGAGGCGGCGAGCAUCUACACCACAGUGCUGGGUCAGUUGGGUACUGCAUCGUCAACAGUCGCGGCGGACAUCGGCAAGAAUCUGCGAGGAGUCCAACAGUGCCUCAGCUCGGAGCCCGAAACAAGAGCGACAUUGAGGGGUUUCCUCGAUGUGGAGAAGGCCACCGGCCAACAUCAAGUUGCUGAGCCGAGUCAUUGCCAGCUCGCCGACCCCAGCGGUGCUAUGCAGUUGCAGUGGCUGCUGCGCGGCCUGGGCUUCUACGCUCGUUUCUUGCAGCUGCAGCUGGAAGGGUACCCUGAGGCUGCUGCAGAGGCCUACAAUGAGACUCUUGCGCAGUACCACAGCACGCUCACAGCCUUCACAUUUAAGUUCCUCAUCACGGCGAUGCCUUCGAAGGAUUCUCUUUGCGCCCUUCCGGCCCUUAGUGGCCCGGGAGCUGCGGCCGAGGCAGCAGCAGCUGCCAGUGAGCUCUCCGCUUUGGUGCCGGGGCCAAAUUGUGAAGACCAUGGUCACGACCUGCCAAGAGCAGCAACUCUGGCAGAGUCAUCGUGUUUGAAAGCGCUGUGGAAAAUGGAGGAGCGCGACUUCAGCCUUGACUCGCCAGAGCACCGGCCGCCACGCAACCGGUUGCAGACGGGCCGCACCUGCGCAGCCGACAAUCUGUCGGCUUUGGUGAGAGAUGCCGCUGCUGCUGGUUCCGAAGGACAAAAUCUCGCGGCUGCGGCUCGCCUUGGUGACAGCCAGCGCCUCGCCAGCUUUGUGGCCUUCAAGCAUCUUCCAGUACAGCAGCAGGAGGCUUUGCUUGCGAUGGGUGUCCCCGAAGGCAGUUGCAGCAUUCGCGAGACCGAGCGUGUGAUCCACGCGUUCCUGCAGGACUUCCCUGUGUUUGCAGCUGCUCUUGACUGGAAGCUUUUCGUUGAGGUGGUCGGCAUCGUCAGCGAGCGGGGGAGCCGCUUGUCCAAUGGUGACUACGCUCUCUACAAGUUGAUGGAUUUGGCUUCACACAGCUGCCAACCCAACGCCGUCGUGGAGACUCUCGGCGAAGACGGUCUGCGGGAGCUGCGCUGCCUCAGCUAUGCCGGCAUCGCGGAGAACGAAGAGAUCACGACAAGCUACGUGGCAGAGGAGGUCUUGCUCCAGCCCUCGGAACCCCGACAUGCGGCCAUCCGUGCAGAGCGUGGAGGCUGGCAGUGUGCCUGCAACCGAUGCAAGCUCGACGGCGAGGUUGCCAAUGACCUCCGUAGUGUUUCAGCCCAACUUCGCCGUGGCAUGGAGGUGCCUCCCUUGAGGGAACGUCUGCAGGCGCUAAAAGCCAUCGAUACGGCGCUGCCCUUUGCUAUGGCGGCGAAGGCACGUGUGCGCUUCUCGCUGGCACAAGCCUGCGAGGCCGCUGUAGAUCAGGGGCUGUUUGAGGAGGCCAAGAUGUUGUACGAGACAGCCUUGGAUGAGACGGAAAUAGUGCUUGGGCAGAAGGGCCUUCGAAACCUUGCCAACAUAAAGCGGCGGCUGGAGCAGCUGCUGGAGACAAUGGCGUGA